AUGUCUGCGAAAGCGGCUACUAAGGUCGUCAAGCAGUUGGCUGGAAGCGGUACAGGUCAAAGCCUUAUGGAUCGCGUCACUCAAGCAAAGUUUAGUCUAGCGGGUUCCGGACUCGGUAAAGUUGUUGCAAAGGCAACCACAGAAGAAAUCGGCGCCCCAAAGAAGAAACAUCUUGACUACCUUAUUACUUGCAGCAACGAGCCAAAUGUUUCAAUACCACUGCUGGCCGGCUUGUUGGUUGAGCGCAUGCAAGAAAAAUCAUGGGUUAUUGUCUUUAAAGCUUUGAUCACCACUCACAACUUGAUGAAUUUCGGAAAUGAGAAAUUCUCUUACUAUCUGGCGUCCAAUUGCACACCAGUUAACUUACCUAAUUUUAAUGACAAAUCCAGUGCGCAAGCGUAUGAGAUGUCACUUUUCAUUCGAAAUUAUUCGCGCUACAUCAGUGAGAAAACUGCUUCCUAUCGAGCUAUCGCAUUCGACUUUUGCAAGGUGAAACGUGGGCGAGAUGAUGGAGUUCUUCGUACCAUGCCCGUUGAUAAGUUACUGAAGGCUCUCCCAGUCUUGUCUGAGCAGCUGUCCGUUCUGUUACAGUUCGAUGCACACGAAAAGGACCUAAACAAUGCCAUCAUCAACGCUGCUUUCCUGCUUAUGUACAAGGAUUUGAUUCGUCUGUUUGCCUCAUACAAUGAGGGCAUGAUCAAUCUGAUUGAAAAGUACUUCACUCUCAAACGCAAAGAAUGCCGACUUGGUCUAGAUCUAUAUCAUGCUUUUCCCGAUCUUCUCGCUAAAGUUACCGAAUUUCUUGCGUUAGCAGAGAGCAUGGGAAUCGGAGAUAAGGAAAGUCUUGGUCUGCAGCCGGUUCCUGCAAAGGUGAUCCAGGCCAUGGAGCAGCACUUGUCGAUACUGGAGAGCAAAGCUACUUCUGACGAUGAGGAUGGGUCCGUAGACAACCGUUCAGCCGGUCGACGCACACCUGUCAAAAAGCCAGCCUUACCCGUUCCGCUUCCCAACACAAAACCGGCUUCUCCUCAGAAGCCACCAAUUCCACGCUCUCCAGAACACCGUAUUCAAACUCUCCAUGAAAGCGCUAGAUCCCAUUCACCGGAAACUGUGACUGAAGAGCAGCCAAUUAAUGCGGAUGAACCCAUUCCUGAAUCGGAUGUUGUGGCGGAGGAAGCAGAAAACGCUGUUACCUGCCCCACAUUACUUGUCAGCGAUGAAGACGGAUUACCUUCGGCACUUCAAGAGGAGAUUAUAGCGGCCGCAACCAGCCAUUUGUCUGAAUCAAUUGCGAUCAGUAAUGAAGCGGUGAAACGGUCUGUCCAUCACACUUCCAUUACCACCAACCCGAUCCACACCCAAAUGGGUCGUUUGGAGCAAAGAACUGUUUCCGUUCGUUCUAGUUCUCCAGUGAGAUCUCGUAGUCCCUCACCCGCUCGACCAAGUACUCCUCCCCACCUACCCCAUCGGGACGAGGAUAGGGUGUUUAGCGCAAGCGAUAAUGAACUACAUGAAUCUGCGGAAGAAGGUCCGCGUCGCAAUCUUUCCCUCCUUGGUUUGAACGAAAGAGCUGGUGGUUCCGGUCGUGCUUCGCCUAUCUGUGGUAGCCCGUUUGCUUGCGAUGAACGGGUGGCUGAACCAGCUUCGGAUGUGCCGUCUUGGCCAGAGGAAACAGAUGAUACUGAUCAAACAACCUUCAAUGCUGCGUUCGACGCGGGUGCUCCGGCUGUCGCUUUCACUACCACAGAUGCCGCGCCGGCCACUGUCGCUCCGACAGAAUCUUCCGCUCUGGAUAGCCUGUUUGGCCUUGACUUCCUAUCUAGCGAAGACACACAGACAGCCACUAUUACACCAAUCCCCUUGCAACCGAUGAGCAGCCAAUCAGUCCAGUUUCAGGCCACCACUCAAGUAGCCGAAACUGCCGUCAAAUCGUCGGGAGUCGAGCUGGAAGAUCUACUUUCCCUAGACCCACUGUUGUGUGGUGCGGAUAAAGACACAGUCCCCGAGCCUUUACCACAUACGAACACUCCAAUCUCUAUCUUACCUGCGGGUUUGAAACCGGUGCAGUCUACCGUUCCCAUUCGUCCGGCAGCAGUGCACAUUGAUCAGUCUUGCUUCCAGUUUGGGAGCUCAAAGUGGCUGGGGAUCCAGCGUGCAAAAAAGGCGCCCGCUAGCCGAUUCUUCUUGAUUCAUUCUAUCCGGUGGCCAAAGGAAUUCAAAUAG
This is a messenger RNA of Dicrocoelium dendriticum, 2223 nucleotides long. NCBI's taxonomy places the organism in Eukaryota, Metazoa, Platyhelminthes, Trematoda, Plagiorchiida, Dicrocoeliidae. The record is from the annotation of a GenBank genome assembly.